Mugil cephalus (flathead mullet) is the source of this 1785-nucleotide messenger RNA. Its product is annotated as zinc finger protein Gfi-1b-like. Gene Ontology annotation, biological process: regulation of transcription by RNA polymerase II. Lineage: Eukaryota; Metazoa; Chordata; Actinopteri; Mugiliformes; Mugilidae. The transcript is spliced from 6 exons. Gene Ontology annotation, molecular function: DNA-binding transcription factor activity; RNA polymerase II cis-regulatory region sequence-specific DNA binding. The record is from RefSeq and is a predicted model, not a curated record. The coding region runs from base 416 to 1363 and encodes 315 amino acids.
UUCCCAACACUCAUCAUCGCACGCUGCGUUCCCUUUGUGCAACACAUCCACAGUUUACCUAUGUGUUUAAAAGUGUUGGUGGACAGAUUUUGUGUUGCUGCUGUUGCUGCUGUGAGUGUGCAGUGGGUUUGUGUGUGAGGAAGCGGUGUGGUUGGACUGUCAAGCGCAGAGGUGACAGAGCCGAAACACUUCCUCGUCCUACUCACUACUCGCAUCACGACGACCUGCAGACUUUACCAGCCUCUCAUAAUCCACAUUAGAGCGAACUGACCUCACGUGUCUCUUCCAACUUGGCAUGAGGCGCUCAUGUAAGUUAGUGUGAAGUUUGCGUGUAACGAUCAGAAGCAUUGGCGGAAGGAAUGUAAAGUCUGGUGUCUGUGAAUCUACCAUAGAGCACGUCUUCCUCCCCUUCUGAAUGAUGCCUCGUUCAUUCUUGGUGAAGAGAGGAGGGCUGCACCACAUUCGGCCUAUAGCAAGAAGCCCCAGCUUUGGAUCGACCCCGGUAAUUUUUGGCGAACUUAAGAAAAAGACGGGGCCCUGGGGUACAUCCUUGGAGUACACCGCAGCAGAAGUGCCAGAUGAUAAUGCAGCCUCCAUCACAUCAUUGCACCAAGACGUUCCUCCUGAGAACGCUCAGCCAUUCAGUCCCAAGUCUUACGAGUGUAGUUUAGCAGAGCCCUGCAGUCCUGUCACCAGCAAUGUUGAGAAAGUUGUCCCUCACCCUCCCACGCCAGCAGUAUGGUCAAGUCCCCACAUGAGCUCAGGAUAUCCAGACAAACUCUCAGCAGGCCUGGGAGACUUGACUGAGCACCAUCAGAUCCUGAGGGAGACCAGGAGCGGCGGCUGUUCCAAGAUCAGUGCUGCGAGGCAGGAGUGUCCACUCUGUAGCAAAAUGUUUUCAUGUCUGUCAAGUUUGAAGACUCACAUAUGUAAAAGUCAUGGAAGCAGAGCACGUCUGUCAGCACCACACCUCAAAUCCAGGAGGCCUGACAAUGAGCGGCCAUCAAGCAGAGGAAAGGAGAGGACAUUUGGCUGUACGGUGUGUGGAAAGGUGUUCAAGCGCUCCUCCACCCUCUCCACCCAUCUGCUCAUACAUUCAGACACCCGGCCCUAUCCCUGCCAGUACUGUGGCAAAAGGUUCCACCAGAAGUCUGACAUGAAGAAACACACCUUCAUACACACUGGGGAGAAGCCCCACGUGUGUCAGAUUUGCGGCAAGGCGUUCAGCCAGAGCUCCAACCUCAUCACCCACAGCCGUAAACACAGGGACGACCGGCCCUACCGCUGCCCCCGAUGCUUGUACGGCUUCCAGCACAAACUGGACCUGCGACAGCACCAGGAGCACCACUGCACCUACCGCUGAUGGUUGCACAGCCAACACCUAAGACGUUUUUUGGUCAUCAGGGAAACACUGUCGGAAGAGAAAAGCUACUGACUGUGUUGUUCUAAAACCAGAAGACAUAUUAUUUUGCUUUAAUUCUAUUCAGCAGUCUUUUAGGACUGGGAUAGGCUAAGAAUUUAAUCUUCUGUGUUCCUCUUCAAUUGUAAAGUUUCAAGCUACUCUUGUUCUAAUUACAGUGUUUUGAUUAUAUAAGGAAGUUUAACAUUAUUUGUAUUUUUGUAUCUUCUGUAAUGAAAUGUCCCUCCAAUUGUUUUCUGUCCAUUAUUGUCAAACCAAAAAUGAUUUAGAAGCGCACAUGCCAGAAGUAAUUUUUAUAUUCUGAGAAAAGCCACUUGAUAAUAAUGGUGAAAAUAAAGACCUGAGGCUGUUGCUGUCAACAUCUA